This is a messenger RNA of Cadophora gregata, 1716 nucleotides long. RefSeq lists its product as uncharacterized. The record is from RefSeq and is a predicted model, not a curated record. NCBI's taxonomy places the organism in Eukaryota, Fungi, Ascomycota, Leotiomycetes, Helotiales, Ploettnerulaceae. Gene Ontology annotation, molecular function: acyltransferase activity, transferring groups other than amino-acyl groups. The coding region runs from base 1 to 1716 and encodes 571 amino acids. The transcript has a single exon.
AUGCCAGCCAUGCUGGACGACCCAUCCAGUCCCACCAUUUACCGUGCUUCUGGAGCUCCACCCUACCCUUCUGCUCAUGAUCCCCCUUCUCUACCAAUGGACGUUUAUCCCCGACAGGUGACUCUUCGUGACAGAGUUACCACCGCAACCAUUGUCCCUUUCUCAUCUCAACACCAAGUCCCCCGUACUCUUCUCAAUUAUCUCAGUGAUCAAUUAAACCGGGAGAUCGAGAAUGGGGAUACCUACCCCAUGAUAGAGACGAUGUCUACGGACAAAUUCGCCUCGUACUGGUUCCAGAAUUUCGCUGCCGUCAUGUUGCUAGGCAUCAUUGAGAGUGCAGAAGAUUUAUUAGAGAGCAAGGAUUGGAGCACCCAAUGUCUGGGAAGCUACUACAUUAAGCCGAACUAUCCAGGGAGAAGCAGCCAUAUCUGCAAUGCUGGCUUUCUUGUCACGAACCCUUCCAGAAAUAAGGGUGUAGGCCGACUUCUCGGAGAGAGUUAUCUAGACUGGGCUCCCAAGCUAGGCUACACAUACUCUGUGUUCAACCUUGUCUUCGAAACUAACGUUGCCUCAUGUCGAAUCUGGGAUGCACUGGGGUUCAAGAGGAUUGGCAAAGUCAAAGGUGCAGGAAACCUGAAGAGCUAUCCUGGUCAACUCAUAGAUGCUAUCAUCUAUGGUCGGGAUCUUGGCCCAGAAGGCGAAGACUUUGUUAGCGAAGAACGCUUCGACAAGAUCAAAUUCUAUCUCAAAUAUGGCAAAUACCCUGCUGGUGCUGAUCGAGCUGAAAAGAGUCGCUUGAGGAGUGCAGCAACACACUACAAGUUAAUUCCCGAAUCAGACAAGCUCAUGCUCAAGGACAAAGAAGUUAUUUCCGAUCCCCAGAAGCAGUACGAGAUUGCUCGUGAGGUUCAUGCUGGCCAGCAUGGUGGCAUUAACAAGACGACUGCAACAAUUGCAGAGAAAUACCAUUGGGUUCGCAUCAAAGAGACCGUCUCCCUUGUCAUUCGCAACUGCGCGCAGUGCAAAGAGCUCGGCAAGGCUCCUGUCGUCCGCGCAGAUGGAGUGAUACGGCCGGCACCACGCCUCACGCCUUCAGCAGGUCAAGCGAGCGUCGGUGCUACUGAUCGUACUCUCAGUAUUGCCCAUCAAGACCAACAUAUGUCCGACAGUGGUGCCGGGUUCGAGCAUGCUGGCCAAGGUUCUGUUUCCCCUCAAGUGCUAAAUCGUACUCUCCCAGGUCGGGACCAGCAUCAGAAUACUAUGCAAAGCUUGAGGCAGCAUCAGGCAGCUCCCAUAGCCCGAAUGCAAAAUGAUUACAUGCCUCUCGAUCCACAAAUCAUGGAUGAUGCCCUUGUACGGCACCAUCUCGGAGGAUACAAUCCCGCCUCACACUCACAUACAAAUCAGCACUCGCAUCCGCACUCGCACUCUCUCAACGCGGACCAUGACCAUCAUAAUCAAUACUCGGAGCAUGAGCAUGAACACGAUCAUCAUGACUCGGACUCCUUCCAAGCGAUGCUCACAGGAAGUGGACACAGGGAGGGAGGUGGCGAUGGAAACGAAGAUCUGGACAUGUUGAUCGAUCAGGAAGAGGAUGGCGAUGCUGAAGACGACGAUGAGAGUGGAGAGGGCUCGAUUAUACAAAUCCAGGCUGAGGCUGCAGCGAGGGCGGCGGAAGAAGCAUUGCGAACAGUAGGUAGGGAAUACGGCCGCUGA